This is a messenger RNA of Apus apus (common swift), 1284 nucleotides long. RefSeq names its product chromatin accessibility complex subunit 1 (gene CHRAC1). Bases 14 to 421 code for a protein of 135 amino acids. Gene Ontology annotation, molecular function: protein heterodimerization activity. The record is from RefSeq and is a predicted model, not a curated record. NCBI's taxonomy places the organism in Eukaryota, Metazoa, Chordata, Aves, Apodiformes, Apodidae. Gene Ontology annotation, cellular component: CHRAC; nucleus. The transcript is spliced from 3 exons.
AGGAAGCCCCAAGAUGGCGGCGCGGCCGAGCGGCGCGGAGAGCCGGCCGGUGUCGCUGCCCCUCUCGCGGAUCAGGGUCAUCAUGAAGAGCUCGCCGGAGGUUUCCAGCAUCAACCAGGACGCGCUCUUCCUCACCGCCAAAGCCACGGAGCUUUUUGUUCAGUACUUGGCUGCAUACUCCUACAAACAUGGCAGAGGCAAGGAGAAGAAUGCUCUCACUUACAGUGACCUGUCUCACACUGCAGAAGAGUGUGAGACCUUUCAGUUCCUUGCAGAUAUCUUGCCAAAGAAGAUCCUUGCUAGCAAAUACCUAAAAAUGCUUGAAAAAGAGAAGCGAGAAGGAGAAGUGAGGGAAGAUGAUGAGGAGGAUGAGGAGGAAGAGGAUGAAGAUGAACCUGUUGAUGAAGAUGCUGGAUCUUAAGACCAGCAGAGAAUUGCUUUGUAGCUGAUCCAUUUUCUGUUGUAUAAAGGAUGGUAUUUUUGUGACUGAGGAUCCAGAUGCUGGAUGUAUUUAUGCACUGAGCCAUCUGCUUUUGCUUUGUUUGAGAAGUCUAGAAAUGGAACUUCAUACUUGCUGAAGAGUGGAAUUCCUCCCUCAGAGCCAUGAGAAGAGUCCAUGUCAACCCCUCAGCAGAACUUGCUCAGAUAAUUUAAAAUUACUUCUUCAGACAAUCAUUAUCCACAUUUAAAUUGGUUUUUUAUGAGCAGCUUUCAGUCCAGAAGCUCUUUUGCCCUCUGACUAGAAGCCAGUCCUUCCCUAGUUGGUGUUUUUCCUCAAGAGUGGCAGGUGAGGUGAUGAGGGGACAUGGUGCUUCACACAGUCCCUGCUGCCCUCAGGGACUCUCCCUGGGGAGUCAGACCCUCUCCAGGGCAUCAGCCAUGGACCAAGCCCACUCCAAACAUCCUCUGCAAGGCAGCCUGCAGAGCCAGGUUGGCACAGAGCAGGGGGUGAGAUCCAUCCCACCAGCUCCUCUGGGUCUGUGGCUGCAGGGGUGAAAAGCACAGGUGUUAAGACAACCAUGUCAGUAUGUGCAGCUAGAACCUUCUUCCCCAGUGAUCUCCUACCUCUGCAGUUUGUCCACGGUGCUCUGCCACAGCUGCAGUCCUGUUAAAAUUUGGAUCAUUGAGAAUGAGCAACCGUUCCACCCCUGAGUGACAGAGCUGGAUUUUUCAUUGGGAUUGUUUUGGGAUAUUUUUUUUUUUUUUUUACUACAGAAAAGGUCACCGUCCUGUGUAGAACAUUAUAUGCAACUUUUUAAAAUAAAUGUUUUGUAUGAAAAGUGA